GGGGUUGCUGUGCAGCAACGAAACGAGCUUUUAGAAUUCAAUAUGGCGUGACCUUCAACCGUGUUGAUAGUUCACAGAAUUGGUGCAAUGUAGUUGGAGAAGUGUGGAUGUUGGAACUUUUUGUUAUUUAUGUGCCGAAAUACCGAUAGCUAAAAUCUGAGCAUGAGUCGUGUUACGAAACAGCUUAAAAAGCUAUCUCUUAGCUCACUCCUUGGAGAUAGCCAUGGGUCUGAAAAAGAAGAUGUUCACAUGAAAAAAUUUCACCAUCAAGAUGGUAAAAAGAAGCUACCAACCAUUCCUACCAAGGAGGAACAGUCAAGUAUGAAGCAGUCAAUUAGAAUGCGAUCCCCAAUCAAUACACAUCACUUGACCGCCUAUGGCCCAUUUUUCUUGGAAUAUUCUAUGCUUGCAGAAUUCAACCAUUUGAGGAAACAAAGGCUGCCUGGUAUUUAUGCGAUUCCAUCCUGUGAGAACCCUCUAGUUUGGUAUGGAGUUAUAUUUGUUCGAAUGGGUAUCUAUCAAGAUGGUGUAUUUCGGUUCAAAUUGAAUGUUCCAUCAAAUUAUCCAGAUGGAGAUUGUCCAGCUGUAACUUUUACUCCACCGAUAUUUCAUCCAUCUGUGAAUCCUGAGACAGGGGAAUUAGAUGUCAAAAGAGCUUUUAAGACUUGGAGGCCCAAUGUUAACCACCUAUGGCAAAUACUUCUCUAUGUUCGGAGAAUAUUUUACAAAAUCGAGGCAACCUCUCCUUUGAAUGCUGAGGCUGCACAGCUGUAUGAGAAAAGUCAAGAAGAAUUCAAGGAAAGAGUGGGAAAAGAUGUGGAGUUUGCUGUUGAGAAUGCUUACCAAUCGAAAGAUGAAGACAACGAUCAACAUUUGAUCCGAUUUACUGAAUGGAAUGCUGAAGUACAUGAUCCUGUUCUAAAGGAUAUAGUUGGAGAAAAGGAGGAGGAAAAAGCCGGAAAAACAAAUGAACACGAUAACGAGACUGGGAACGAUUUUGAACCGAAACCGAACUUGUCCGGUAUGUCAUUUAUGGAACCUGGGUCGGUUGUUAUUUUCAGCAAAGACGAAUACGACUAAUUGGCUUGAAUUUAUUAGCUUUCAGAUUCAGAAGUCAAAUACUGAAUGUUGCUGCCAGUAUAUCCUGCAAGAUAAUGAGGAACGCACAGUCUAUGACUAACUUUAAAAUACCAACGGUGUAUUAUGCCGGGGGUACUUUGUCGAUCUUUUUUUACUAUGUGAAAACAAACUUGGAAUUUCUUAGUCCGUUGAAGUACACCAGAAAUUUUUGUUGCUCUGCCCCAAUUACGAUAGGAUUAGGUAUUGGACAGAGCCUUCAAUGAUAGGAGAGGUAUGAGCCGGGAAGGCAUGGCCCGUCUUACGUUUUGCAAUAUAAAGGAAGCUUAGGCAGAAAGUCUUUCGCAGUUCAAUUAUAAUUUGAAAUCCCGUCACUCUCUUUCAACUCUUCAUUUUGAAUCGAAGGCCUUAUUGGGGGAUUUAAUUUCAGCCCCAUCUCUUAUCCUCACGACUCAACCCUCAGGUAGCCAUCGCUGUGUAUUAUGUAAUACAAACAGUACCGUUGCACACUGAUAUAGUUUUUUGCACGAACCUUUCUGUAAAUAAAGUGUGAGAUAAACUUUAAGAAGGUUAUAAAUAAUCAUUAAAGUUGCUAGAGAUUUUCACAAUCUUAAAACUUAACAGCAUUUUUUUAUAUUUCUGUAUGUAUUUAAAUUAGGGUGUUAUUGUAUUUUAGCACAUUUUUGUUAUAACAUAUGUAAUUUUUUAUCGUUGUGACAGAAAACGUUUCUCACUA
Rhopilema esculentum is the source of this 1813-nucleotide messenger RNA. Its product is annotated as protein AKTIP homolog. NCBI's taxonomy places the organism in Eukaryota, Metazoa, Cnidaria, Scyphozoa, Rhizostomeae, Rhizostomatidae. The record is from RefSeq and is a predicted model, not a curated record.